Messenger RNA from Seminavis robusta, 2103 nucleotides. The record is from the annotation of a GenBank genome assembly. NCBI's taxonomy places the organism in Eukaryota, Bacillariophyta, Bacillariophyceae, Naviculales, Naviculaceae.
GUUUCUAACGCGCACCACUGAAAUUCAUACGAGGAAUUCCAAAAAAUGAGGCAGGAAGUCACGGCUUUGUGGUAAAGCACUCAAACCCUCAAUUGUGGUCGUCAGAACGCAAAAGAUACAACAGCGGCACAGUUCUUCUUGGUCAGUACCUCAGCUCAGCACCCAGCUCUCAAUUGUGGUCGACAGAGGGGCGUUGGGUUUACGAACAAGUCGAGGACGAGACGAUACGAUCUGGUGUCAACAUACCAGAUACAACUAUCUGAACUGUCUGUAGCAAUGGCGUCUGGGUUUCAUCAUGCGGUCCUGGCGCCGCUGCGUCGAGGAGCGUGUGUGGUAGUGAGGCGACUGUGUCCGUGUCAUGCUCCUUCCUCUGCCGUAUCUUUGUCGGAAUCAUGUCAGUGCCGUUGUGGCUUCCACAAACACCACCACAAGUCGUCACAGCAGCAGCCACAGCAAGAAGAAGUAGAAGAAGAGACGACGACAAGCACUACAAGUACUGAAGAGGAGACGACGGGGAGCACGUGGAUUGUCCAAGAAGAAGACAACAUGGUCAUGAAGACUACUGAUACAAGUACUGUUUCAGACGCAGAAGAAGAACAAACUACAAGUACAGAAGAAGAGUCUAUUGGAGCCACUUGGAUGGAAGAAAAAGACGACAGUGUGGACAUGGACACUAGCAACGUUGCUAGUACUACGAGUACAAUUGAUACUGCGUUUCCCGCUGGUACUGUUGCUAGAAUUGGAGCUGCUCAUCAAGACUUUGGAAGGUUGCUUGUCGAAAGGAUUGGACUCUUGGCUUCUUCUUCUUCCUUGCCGAUGGAUGUGAAUUUCAAUCUGGAUCCACCAGCAGUGCUGGAUGCCAUGGCCGUUGGCUUGUUUGUCUUUGUCGCGGGAGCGCUCUGUUUCUUUUCCUUCCUCAAGUCCAAAAAGCAGACUCGAAAGACGAUCGAUAUCAUCAUCAGCCAGCAUGCUAGUAGUGUGAAAAGAGAGGACAAGACUCUUCCCAUGUUGGUAGAAUCACCAGAGUCUACUCCCGUCAAGCAACGACCGCAACAGCAGCAACAACAGCCAACAGAAGAUUUGUUGACCAAGUCAAAACUCCUGCUUCUACUGGAGGAAGCCAAUAAUACUAUUGACUCUUUGGAACAGCAACUCAGAGUCUCCCAGCAGUUCCACCAUCAUCAGAAUAAUCACAACGAUGAUCCUCAUCAGCAGCCACAACAACCAGAACCCAACAGAGCCAUCUCACCGGAAACCACGUUUACCAUCAUUUCUACCGCUUCUUCCAGCAACAACAUUGAAACAGCUAUUGAAGCUAGCAAGGACCAGGACCAUCGCAAGAGAGAGCAAGCAUGGUAUCAGGAACGGGCGGCUCUGCGACAGACCAUUCAAUCCCUCCAACAAACCCUCCAAGAACAGCAAGAACAACUUCAAAAAGAAAAAUCCAACCGUCAAACUGUAGAAACGGAAUUGGCAAAACAGCACUCCCACGACAACGACGAGUUGAAGCAACAAGUCGCCGUGUUGAAGUCGGAAAAUGAGUGGCAAACACAACAACUCGAAUCACUGCAACGAUUCCGUACGGCCGACCACAACACAUUUACCAUGUUGCAACAAAAUCUUCAAGCUAAAAUUAUGCUCAUUCAAGACUUGCAACGAGAUCGGGCCAAGGAAGUCGCCAUGACACGAUGGGAAAGCAACAUUCAGUUGGAACGCAUUCAGCAUUUGGUGCACGACUUAUCGGUUGUAUUGCAACAACAAAAAGAACAAAAACAAGUCGAACCAGAAAGCAAUAACAGCAACAAACAACAACUCCACGCAACAGACGUAGCAACAGACGACAAUAACGACAUGGCCGAAAUCGUGGCACUGGUUGCGACGCAAAAGGAGCAACUCGAGACGGCACAACUCAACAAUCAUUUGCAUUUGGAACGAAUUCGAAAAUUAGAAGACAAGCUGGCUCGAAGAAAGCAACACGGCGACGACGACGACGACAGUGACGCUAGCGAUAUUGUGGACGACGCAUUUGCCGAUCUCGAUGCCAUGUUGAGCGAAGCCGACAAGGAGCUUACCGACCUAGUCGGUUCGUCUUCUCGAUUAUGA